Messenger RNA from Paramecium tetraurelia, 636 nucleotides. RefSeq lists its product as uncharacterized. The record is from RefSeq and is a predicted model, not a curated record. The transcript is spliced from 2 exons. NCBI's taxonomy places the organism in Eukaryota, Ciliophora, Oligohymenophorea, Peniculida, Parameciidae.
AUGAGCUAAGAAGAUGAAAAUAAUGACAUUGAUGUUCAAGCUUUAUUAGCCAGCAUCAAUGCUAAUUUUGACAAUGAGCAAAUACUUAAUGAGGCAUAAAGCAAUGCACAAGAAGUGCUUCAGGAAAUUGAUUAAUCGUAAUAGGGUCCCAGUGAAUCGAUUGUUAUUGUCAGAGACCAACCCAUAUAGAAAGAAUAAGAAGAGGUAGACCCAGUGGUGGAAAUAUUGAAUAGGGUUGAAAUAUAAAAUAGUCUCUUAACCAAUCCAGAAAUUAAUUAGCAUCAAUUAGAGACUGGUCCAUUACAAUAAAUUAUAGAAUCAAUAAAGGACAAAUUUGACAAGCAACAAGAAGUAAUUGUUAAAAAACAGCGAAAUAUUUUUACUCAAAUAAUUGAUAUCAGAAAUAUAUCGAAUUAAUUAGUUAAUGUUUAAAUUAACUCUCAUGGAGUGAGCAAAAUGAAAUUGAAUGACUUUAAAAACAAGCAAAAAGAGAUCGAUUAGUUAGACAUUUAAGUGUUUAAGACCAAAGGAUACGUCUUAUCUAUAAUUGAGAGAUUGGAAAUUAUGGAGUAGAAAUUAGAUUACAAGAUAGAUUCAUAUGUUAAAUAGAAAGUUCAAGAACUAGCAAAGAAAUGA